ACGAAACCCAUCCUCGGGAGGGAAGCGAGAUCCGACGGCUUGAAGGGCCCCCACCGGAAAGCGGAAGAUGGCGCCACCCCCGGCGGCGGCGACGGCGACCCGGUGGCGCGCGGCGGCGGCGCUCCUCGCGUUCUCCCUCCUCGCCGCCCGAUCGGCGGCCAUCUACUGCGACGAGGACGACUGCUACGAUCUCCUAGGGGUUUCGCAGAGCGCGAACUCUUCCGAGAUCAAGAGGGCGUACUACAGACUCUCCUUGAAACACCAUCCCGAUAAGAACCCGGAUCCGGAGUCGAAGAAGCUGUUCGUGAAGAUAGCCAAUGCCUACGAGAUUUUGAAAGAUGAAGCAACUCGCGAGCAAUAUGAUUAUGCUAUUGCGCAUCCAGAGGAGGUAUUCUACAAUGCAGCAAGAUAUUAUCAGGCAUAUUAUGGUCAUAAGACAGAUCCCCGUGCUGUGCUUGUUGGCCUCCUUCUUAUUCUUUCAGGAUUUCAAUAUUUUAACCAGUGUACAAGGUACAACCAGGCUGUAGCCAUGGUAAAAAAGACUCCAGCGUACAAAAACAGACUUCGAGCUUUGGAACUGGAACGUAGUGGAGGAGUGACAAAUAAGAAAAAGAAUCAGAAACAAAUGGACAAAAAAGUGGAGGAAGAACUUAGCAAAGAACUUGAAUUGGAAAUAAAGGGAACUGAGAAACCCUCUUUGUGGGACCUUGUUGGAGUGCGUUUCAUUCUCCUACCUUACACAUUUGUCAAGCUAUUAUUGUGGUAUGGAUGUUGGUUUUGGAGGUACAAGGUGAAACAGGCUCCAUAUUCUUGGGAAGAUGCUGCUUACCUCACACAGAGAGCACUUAGCGUUCCCAUUGAUGCCUGGAGCAAUAUAGAUGAAUUGACCAAAGAAGAUCUGAUCAAAAGACGUCUAUGGAACAAGUCGAACUUGGAUAGCUACUUCAUGGAGAUGAGGAAAGAGCACAAGCGCAGAAGAUAGUGGGAUUUUUUCAGUUCGCUUAUGAGAGAUGACACAGUUUAAAACAAGAUUGACAAAUAGAAACCCAGUUAAACCGCAGUUUUACCUUGAAAUCGCGGGAUCUGCCACGACAGGAUUCCGUUUUUCUUAUGACAAACUCCGUGAGUUAUUACAAUCCUUAAUGGGUAUCAUUCUUACAGUCUUUGAUGGAUAUUAGGAACAGAGAUAAUUUAUGGGUGUUGCGGGUUAUUUUGCUUGUAUAUGCCAUUUGAUGUUCAUCUGUAGCUUGAGUUAGCGGUUUGUAUGAGAAAGUUCAAGCAGCCUCAGUGUUUCUUGUGCUUGGCGAAGAAGGGAUUGAGAAUGUUGAAUGACGUAAUUCGUAUGUAAUAAUGCUAAUGCUAUAUGACGUA
Molecule: messenger RNA, 1371 nt
Organism: Eucalyptus grandis
Lineage: Eukaryota; Viridiplantae; Streptophyta; Magnoliopsida; Myrtales; Myrtaceae
Product: chaperone protein dnaJ 50
Exons: 10
Coding region: 68-982 (304 amino acids)
Biological process (GO): protein folding
Cellular component (GO): endoplasmic reticulum membrane
Source: RefSeq, a predicted model, not a curated record